Messenger RNA from Hermetia illucens (black soldier fly), 3693 nucleotides. RefSeq names its product symplekin (gene Sym). The transcript is spliced from 8 exons. The record is from RefSeq and is a predicted model, not a curated record. The coding region runs from base 161 to 3619 and encodes 1152 amino acids. NCBI's taxonomy places the organism in Eukaryota, Metazoa, Arthropoda, Insecta, Diptera, Stratiomyidae. Gene Ontology annotation, cellular component: mRNA cleavage and polyadenylation specificity factor complex.
UCCUGGUUGUCAUUUAUAUUUGACAGCUGACGUUUAAGUUGUGUUGCUUUGGCCGCGAGUUUCCCCGUGUUCUUGUAAAAAUAACCGGCAAAGUGAUAACCAGCGGUUGUGAUCAGUGUGAGUAUAGUUUUAAACCUUUUCGGUUUACUGCUGUUCGAAAAUGUCGGGGCUUCUGAACAGGACGCCCUUUCUCGAGGAGUCCGCCGUACUUUUCACGGACCAAAAAGUUACGGAUGCCAGAGCAAAGAUUGUAGAAUGGCUCAACACGGCGGCAAUGGGGAGCACCACGGAAAAGUGCGAUUCGUUGGCGAAGAUCCAGGAAAUCAUCUUAAACACACAAGUGGAUCUGAUCGAGGAGUUUACGGAGAAUAUUCUUUGCUUCUCGCAAGAUCCCGUGCAGGACGUACGCCGAGCAGUUGUCGGAUUUAUUGAACAGAUUUGUAAAGUCAAAAUAGAAUACCUUCCGCGGGUAGUGAAUAUCCUGGCGAUGUUGUUACGAGACUCCUCGCCACAAGUUAUCAAACGUGUAAUUCAGGCGUGCGGCUCAAUCUAUAAGAACGCCCUGAAAUGGAUUUGCUCCAACAUAGAAAUCACAGAGGAAGUGGAGCAGGCGUGGAAUACUAUGUCCUUGAUAAAGGCGGAAAUUGUUGACAUGAUCGACCACGAUAACGAUGGUAUACGAACGAAUGCUGUGAAGUUCCUAGAAGGUGUCGUUAUUCUCCAAACCUACGCAGAUGAGGACAGCAUGAAACGAAGUAAAGACUUUUCGUUGGAAGACGUUCCAAUAACACUGAAGAUCGCACGCAGGCGUAAGCUAGAAGUGGAGGCAUUAAAUAUAUUCGAUUGCUUAUUAAAAUUUCAUGGGGCAUCUCAUAUUUCUUCAGUAAAUUUGAUUGCUUGCACUGGGACUCUUUGCACUAUUGCCAAACUGCGGACAUCCCUAAUGAAACCGGUUGUAGAUGCUAUAAAAAAUUUGCUGUCGAACCUUCCUCCAACAUUAACAGAUUCACAAGUCAGUUCCGUAAAGAAAAACUUAAAAAUGCAACUUUUGAAUCUACUCAAAAACCGUGGUUCGAUCGAUAUGCAACAUAUCAUUGUAGCACUCCUCCAAGAUUUGGGAGCUUCCAUACAGGAGAUUUCCCGAGCAAUCCCGAAAAUUGAUAAGCAAGAGCAACAGCGACGUGCAAAACGAAAUUUGGAGAAUGCCAAUGAAACGUCUAGUGCAAAGCGAACUAAGGUAGAAGCGCCCAUUCCAAUUGAUUCACGACCAAUGGAAAUAGACUACGACGAAUUAGAUCAGCAAAAACUCCGAUCGAACAAACUCAACGAGAAGUUUAUCGCGGAUCACUUGAAUAACUUAGAAACAGUCGUGCAACUUGUGAUGGCUUCGAUUACAAGUCUACCCAAUGAAAUUCCGACUUUCUUCACAAAUAGUUACAAGCCAAUUGUAAAUAUGUCGAAGGCGCAGCAAAUAACGAAAAUUGCUUCAAUGCUGGCGGAGCAAAUGACCGAAAGCCGCAUCGGUCCUGGAACUUCCGCAUUUACGAAAGAACCGCCGAUGCGUUUAUGUGCGCAAACGGACGAUGAUGAUAUUAUUACCACUGAGUCAAGGACGGUUGGGGAAGAAAGUCCAAUCAUUGACCUGGAAAUGGCUGAACGAGAUGAAGGUGUUAAAAAUUCAGGAGAUAUUCGAAAGGAGGAGGCGACGAAGAAAUUACGGGAAACAAUGGAAAGAGCAAAGGGGGAAGCUUUGCUUCAACGCAUGAAACAACGCGUGAAAACUUUGAAAUUGCAAGAAAUCACGAAACCUCUAUCGAAGCAAGCAAAGGAGCAGUUUAUGCUUGAUGCAAUAUCACGCAUUCUGAAAGCGGAGUGGCAAUGCGUUAAAGGCGGGGUCUCGGUGAAACGUCGAAAAAUCUUGACUGUUAUGGCAGCUACAUUUCCUGAUAACGUUCGCGAAGUAAUUUUGAACUUUAUUAUGGCAGAUCUCAAGAAUAGAAUUGAAUUGGCUUUUUCGUGGCUUUAUGAGGAAUACUGUCUACUUCAGGGAUUUACACGGCAUUCGUACAUCAAGACGGAGCAUAAGCCAGAUCAUGCGUAUAACAAAUUAUUCAGUCAAUUAGUUGCAGGAACCAUAGCCAAAAAAGAAACGAAGGAGAAAGUUAUUCUGCUCCGGCGAAUCUACUUAGAGUCACCAAUACUGCCUGAUGAUUCAAUUACCAAUCUGAUCUCAAUGUGCGAGCUCGAAGAAAUGUCUUUUCAUUGCUUAGAAUUAGUGAAAGAUUUGGCUGUGCGAAGACCGACGAGAAGAAGUCGUUUCCUGAAUAUUUUGCUUACUUAUAGUGUACAUGAGAACGGUGCUCUUCGCGAGAGGGCCUUAGAAAGUGUUAUUUCGUUGUAUGUUACACAUAAAGUCCUUACUAAUAAGGUAGACGAAUUCGCUUUGGAAUGGCUCAAGUUUUUGGAAGCUGAGAAACCCCCGGCUCAGAUGUUCAGUGCGGAAUAUGGGCGACCGGAAGCAGUUCUCGUCUGGAACGAGGAUUUGAUAAAAAUUUGUUUGACUGUUGUUCUUGCUUUGAUGCCAUAUCAUGAAGACAUGAUUCACAAUCUUAGUGAGGUUUACAUAGUAGCGACAUCUGACAUCAAAAGAAUAAUUCUGCGUGCAGUGGAAGCGCCAGUCAAGAAAAUGGGACCAGACAAUGCGCAAAUAUUAAAACUCAUCGAACAAUGCCCGAAAGGCGUUGAGACACUCAUCACAAGAAUUGUGCACACGUUAACCGAAAAGUCGUCACCAACAUUAGAAUUAGUUUCGCGUGUCAGAGAGCUCUAUCAAAACAAAGUGAAUGAUGUUCGAAUUCUAAUCCCCGUCCUGAGUGGGUUGACUAAAUCCGAAAUCUUAGCAGCUCUGCCCAAAUUUUUAAAACUGAAUCCAGUUGUCGUCAAGGAAGUAUUCAACCGGUUGCUGGGUGUUGGCCCGGAGUUCUCGUCGCAAACAAUUCCGGUGACACCAAACGAAAUACUUCUUGCUCUGCACACGAUCGACAUAUCCAAGUGCGAGCUGAAGUAUGUGGUGAAGGCUACCUCGAUGUGUUUGGCUGAGAAAGAUGUUUAUACUCAGGAUGUGUUAGCUUCGUGCCUACAACAAUUAGUGGAAAUUACCCCCUUGCCAACACUGCUCAUGAGGACAGUUAUCCAAUCGCUGACGCUGUACACUCGUUUGACCACGUUCGUUGUGAAUCUUUUGCAACGUUUGAUUUUGAAGCAAGUGUGGAAGUAUAAAGUGAUUUGGGAUGGAUUUUUGAAAUGCUGUCAGCGCUUGAAGCCGCAGUCUUAUCCGGUUCUGAUACAGCUGCCCUUGGCUCAGCUCCAAGACACUCUAACACAAUGUCCAGACUUGCGGCAGCCUCUCGUUGAAUACGCGGAAGCAAUAAAUCAAAACCAAGGUGGUCACAUUUCACAGCAAAUCAUGGAUGUAUUGACAGGCAAUUCACAAGAUGUUUUUGUUACGGAUGAAAGCUUGGGAUACAUCCAAAUUGAGAAUAUCAAAAAAGAGAAGGAAGAUUACGUCGAAAUGCCGACUCCAACUCGUGGACAACCCCUCCCACCAGGAGAAGACUAAGGAAUUCUUAAAUGCAAUCCAAAUAUUUCAAAGACAAGAAUUCACAUAAUAAAAAAUAGCCGUUUUUAUUCUAA